Messenger RNA from Triticum aestivum (bread wheat), 2453 nucleotides. RefSeq names its product probable metal-nicotianamine transporter YSL10. The record is from RefSeq and is a predicted model, not a curated record. Gene Ontology annotation, cellular component: membrane. Gene Ontology annotation, molecular function: oligopeptide transmembrane transporter activity. NCBI's taxonomy places the organism in Eukaryota, Viridiplantae, Streptophyta, Magnoliopsida, Poales, Poaceae. The coding region runs from base 135 to 2198 and encodes 687 amino acids. The transcript is spliced from 6 exons.
CGGAGAAAAUGGCCAUAAGUCCCACUGACUGACACGCGGGGACCAAGCAAAGUGAACAGAACAAUCCCCCACAAACAGACGCGCGCGCGACGGACGGACGGCGCGCCGGAGAGGAGAGGAGAGGAGAUCGAACGAUGGCAAGGAAGGUGGAGGAGGAGGAGUAUGAGGAGGACGAGGGGGAGUCGAUAGAGCGGGUGUUCGAGGGGCAGGAGGUGCCCGACUGGAAGGAGCAGGUGACGGCGCGGGCGCUGGCGAUGAGCGCGCUGCUGGGCUUCAUGUUCAGCGUCAUCGUGAUGAAGCUCAACCUCACCACCGGCAUCAUCCCCUCCCUCAACGUCUCCGCGGGGCUCCUCGGCUUCUUCCUCCUCACCUCCUGGACCCGGCUGCUCAACAAGGCCGGCGUUCCCGGCGUGAAGCCCUUCACCCGCCAGGAGAACACCGUCGUCCAGACCUGCGUCGUCGCGUGCUCCGGCAUCGCCUUCAGCGGGGGAUUUGGGAGCUACAUGUUCGGAAUGAGCGAGAGGAUCAGCGAGCAGUCAGGCGAGGUGAGGGACGAGGAUAGCAUCAAGAACCCCAGCCUGGGCUGGAUGAUCGGCUUCCUCUUCAUCGUCAGCUUCCUCGGCCUCUUCUCCGUCGUGCCCCUCAGGAAGAUAAUGAUCAUCGAUUACAAGCUCAUCUACCCGAGCGGCACGGCAACGGCGCACCUCAUCAACAGUUUCCACACUCCCCAGGGCGCAAAGCUGGCCAAGUUACAGGUGAAGACGCUGGGGAAGUUUUUCGCGAUGAGCUUCAGCUGGGGCUUCUUCCAGUGGUUCUACACCGGCGGCAAAGACUGCGGAUUCAGUUCCUUCCCCACCUUGGGCCUCGAGGCACGCAGACAAAAGUUCUACUUCGACUUCUCGGCCACGUACCUAGGUGUCGGGAUGAUCUGCCCUUACCUCGUCAACCUCUCCGUCCUCCUCGGAGGCAUCAUAUCAUGGGGGAUCAUGUGGCCUAUCAUCGAGCACAAGAAGGGCGACUGGUACCCCGCCGACCUCAAGCCCAGCAGCCUCCGCGGCAUCGUCGGCUACCGAGUGUUCAUCUCCAUCUCGCUCAUCCUCGGCGACGGCCUGUACAACUUCCUCAAGGUGCUGACCCGGACCAUGACGGCGCUGGUGGCGCAGGUGCGCGGGAUGAUGUCGGGGCCUAGCCUGCCCAUCAGCGAGGCCGGGGGCGACCUGGGGCCGGUGGAGACGUUCGACGACCAGCGCCGCACGGAGCUCUUUAUGAAGGACCAGAUCCCCAACACGCUCGCGCUCAGCGCCUACGCGGUCACCGCCGCCAUCUCCAUCAUCACGGUGCCGCGCAUCUUCCACCAGCUCAGGUGGUACCACGUGGCCACCUCCUACGUCAUCGCGCCGGUGCUGGCCUUCUGCAACGCCUACGGCUGCGGCCUCACCGACUGGUCCCUCGCCACCACCUACGGCAAGCUCGCCAUCUUCCUCGUGGGCGCCUGGGCCGGCGCCUCCAACGGCGGCAUCAUCGCCGGCCUCGCCGCGUGCGGGGUCAUGAUCGGCAUCGUCUCCACGGCGUCCGACCUGACGCAGGACUUCAAGACCGGGUACAUGACGCUCGCGUCCCCCCGGUCCAUGUUCGUGAGCCAGGUGAUCGGCACCGCCAUGGGCUGCGUCAUCGCGCCGUCCGUGUUUUGGCUCUUCUACAAGGCGUUCGGCGACAUCGGCACGCCGGGGUCCGAGUACCCGUCGCCCAACGCGCUGGUGUACCGCAACAUGGCCAUCCUGGGCGUGCAGGGGCUCGGGUCGCUGCCCAAGCACUGCCUGGACCUCUGCAUCGUCUUCUUCGUGGGCGCCAUCGUGGUGAACCUGGCGAGGGACCUCGCGGGCCCCAACAUCGCGCAGUUCAUCCCGCUGCCCAUGGCCAUGGCCAUCCCCUUCUACCUGGGGCCCUACUUCGGGAUCGACAUGUGCAUCGGGAGCCUCAUCCGCUUCGUGUGGGACCACGUCGACGGCGCCAGGGCCAAGGCGUUCGCGCCGCCCGUCGCGUCGGGGCUCAUCUGCGGCGACGGCAUAUGGACGCUGCCGCAGUCGGUGCUGGCGCUCGCCGGCGUGAGGCCGCCCAUCUGCAUGAAGUUCCUUCCGCGCCUGACCAACCUCCAGGUGGACGCCUUCAUCAAAUCUCUACCGCCGCCGCCUCGCUGAAGUUAACCCACGACCUGGCUGCCUAACACGCAUAAAUGUUUAUAAGUAUAGUAGUGACAGAUACAUUAAUGUACUGGUAGUAAGUAACUAGAGGGUAGGCUUUCCUGGUGUGCCUCUUGCUACAUUCAUUCAGUAGAAUCCAUAGAUGAGAUGUUUGCAUUGGAGAGGGCGACACGUGCCUUGCGGAUAAAUAGCCAUAGGAACUGGGCAGAGUAAAGUACCACAUUUGGGGUGCAUGCAUACAUGCAUCAUGAA